GGCCCAUCAUGUAGGUGCAGCAGAGCCUUCCUUACCAUUGCAAUAGGGGGGGAAAAACCCACUUUGCAAUCUGUUUUGCAAGGUGUGCAAUUGCAGCCCUUUCCUCUGCAAAGAGAUCUGCUGUAGGAAGUAAGAAAAACUCCAGUUGCAUGAAGAUUGAGCGCUUGCAGUUUGCAUCUUUGUUGCAAAACUAGCUACUGAAGAGAGAAGGCAAAGUCUUUUGUGCUCCCCUCCCCCAUCAAAGCAGAGGGGAAAAUGUCUCAGCAGAGAGGCAGAAAGAAAAAUCCAGGGCUGAAAAUUCCUAAAGAAGCAUUUGAACAACCACAGACGAGCUCCACGCCACCAAGAGAUUUGGAUUCCAAAGCUUGCAUCAAUAUUGGUGACAAGAACUUUGAAGUAAAGGCCGAUGACCUGGAGCCAAUCUCAGAACUUGGACGUGGUGCCUAUGGAGUGGUAGAGAAGAUGCGGCACAUGCCCAGCGGGCAGAUUAUGGCAGUAAAGAGAAUCCGAGCAACUGUGAACAGCCAAGAACAGAAGAGGCUGUUGAUGGACCUCGACAUUUCCAUGAGGACAGUAGACUGUCACUUCACAGUCACGUUCUACGGUGCAUUGUUCCGAGAGGGAGAUGUGUGGAUCUGUAUGGAACUGAUGGACACAUCGUUGGACAAAUUCUACAAACACGUAUUAGACAAAGGCUUAACGAUUCCUGAAGACAUCCUAGGAAAAAUAGCUGUCUCAAUUGUAAAAGCACUAGAACAUCUACAUAGUAAGCUCUCUGUAAUUCAUCGAGAUGUAAAACCCUCCAAUGUAUUGAUCAAUACACUGGGACAAGUGAAAAUGUGUGACUUUGGAAUUAGUGGUUACCUCGUUGACUCUGUGGCUAAGACGAUGGAUGCUGGCUGUAAACCUUACAUGGCACCUGAAAGAAUCAACCCGGAAUUUAACCAAAAAGGAUACAGUGUCAAAUCCGAUAUUUGGAGCCUGGGAAUUACAAUGAUUGAGCUGGCAAUCUUGAAGUUUCCAUACGAUUCUUGGGGAACGCCAUUCCAGCAGCUCAAACAGGUGGUUGAAGAGCCAUCGCCACAGCUCCCAGCGGACUUCUCAGCAGAGUUUGUUGAUUUUACCUCACAGUGCUUAAAGAAGAUUUCUGAAGAAAGGCCAACAUACCCUGAACUAAUGCUACACCCUUUCUUCACCCUGCACGAAUCCAAAGAGACAGAUGUGGCUUCUUUUGUCAAACUUAUCCUGGGAAACUGAGAAAUGGACUUACACAUGGAUGGUUUUGCCUUUCGGUGGACUGGUGGGUUUAGGAGGAGUGGUACAUGGCAGGGAAAUGCGCACGAGAAGAGAACCUCUGGGAGAACCCACUGCUGGCCUAUUUUGUGUUUGUUUUUGGUAACAUGCUAGCCGCUCCUUCUGAAGAUUUUUUUUUUUUAAAAAAAAGGUUCUUUGGUAUCAAUAGUGACAUAGAAUGAACUGGUUAGUGAAAUGAAUUUUAAUAAGGUGGUCAACCUUAAAACAAAACAAAACAAAAAAAAUUAAAAGAGUGAUUUAAAUAUUUAAAUGACAGUCGAGAGUUCUCUAACCAUAUUCUCAGCUUCCCCAUUUUUUCUUGUUUCUUAUCAAAGCAGAAUUGCUUUUGUUUAUGGUAAUAGGUGCUACGGUAGUUAUGAAGUUCUAUGUAGAGUUCUAUUUUGUCCCUACCAUUAUUUUAAUAUUUAUGUCAAGAGCUUGAUUUGAAUAGAAUCUUUGUUUUUGUUUUUAUGUGAGAGUUCAGUGAUGGGUGAUGAGGAAGGCUCCAACAGAUGAAGCUACAAAGAUUAGUAUUUAUUGGGCGUUGCUGGGGAAAAGGAGGAAGCAUGGGCCAUAUAGAAUAGAGGAAUGAUUUAAAUUCAAGAAAAAAUGUGGCUUAUGCUUAGAUGGCCCAGCUAUGCCUGAGAUCUGCAUCUUACUUUGGGAGAUGUGCGGAGAGUGAUUUAUCCUUGAAAGGCAGAGGAUCCCAAAACCUGCUCUUUGUGGUGUUUUUGGUGUCUUAUAUUAUGUUGGUUUAUACAUGCAGUGAGCAAUUAUAUCCUCAAAGAGGUAGUGGUGGAAAUCAUCUUCACUCCCAGGGAACUUGGGGAUUAACACGGAGAGGAAACAUAUGUAUUUUUAAAGAUUAUAUGGAAAAAUCAGAAGCUGUGCUAAACUUUUCGUGGUUAGCUAAGCAAUGGUGAGCCAUAACCUGUAACCUCCCGCUAAGCAAGGAGACCUUGUGGGUCAUGGUUAGUUUAGUGCACUAGAGAUUCCUGAAAGGAAGUUAGAACAGAGGAAAUUCAGAUUUCAAUAAGAGGGUUAAGUCAGGUACUUGGGAAGAAUCACAAUGCCAGUUUCAAGUCGGCAAAAAUAUAGAGAGCCUGUCUUGGACGCUCAGACUUCAUGCAUACACUAAUAUUUUCACACAUUACCCUGUCUCCUUUUCAUGCCUCCAUUUUUCCAGUUCUUCUCUUUCUAGACCCGAGUGAGUCUUGCUCAUGUCUGGUACGGACUGGAAAAAAUCUCUGUCCAAACUGAACGUGGGACUUAAAUGCAUAGGAAUCGCAGAAGUGUCGCAUCCCUCCUAAUUACUUGUUUUUAAAUACUCAUAGGGCCAAAUCCUAACUUGGAUUUAUAGACUCUGGUGGCAGCUAUUUCUUGAGCUGUGCACAAGAGACUUCUGCCCUUGUGGCCAUUCUACAAUAGUAGAUUACGUGGAUCUCUAGUUUUAUGUGGCACAUCUUCUCCUUGUUCAAUAUUGUACGAUGAAACCAGGGCCUUGGCUGAUGGAGGCCACUGCAGUGCCACCAAGUAUGCCAGAACUUGUUUUUUGCUUAUGAAGCGAUUGCGUUUCCUGAACUGGACCAUGGCAGUAUUAAUUAGAGAUGGGCAUGGAACAAAAAAACCCCAAAAACCAGGAGGUUCAUGGUUCGUGGGUUUCACAAACCACGAACCAUGGAACUGGACCAGUUACAAACCGGUUUGUGGUUUGUAGGGUUUAAAUGCCCCUUUUCGGCCUUAACAGCGGCAGAGAAAGGGGUAUUUAACAGUUUAAAGAGCCAUUUCCUGCCUUGCAAGCAGCAGGUCCCUUUAAACUAUCAGCUGGCAGGUGGCAGGGGGGGAUCCCCCCUCACCGCCUGCCCGCUGAUAGUUUAAAGGGACCUGCUGGUGGCAGGGUCUCGUCCGCCACCCUGCAGGCCCCCAGGGCAGCGAAAGAGGCUGAAAAUGACCUUUCCGCCCCUCCUGGGAGGAGACGAAGGACAC
Messenger RNA from Eublepharis macularius, 3279 nucleotides. RefSeq names its product mitogen-activated protein kinase kinase 6 (gene MAP2K6). Lineage: Eukaryota; Metazoa; Chordata; Lepidosauria; Squamata; Eublepharidae. Gene Ontology annotation, molecular function: MAP kinase kinase activity; ATP binding. The record is from RefSeq and is a predicted model, not a curated record. Bases 256 to 1257 code for a protein of 333 amino acids. The transcript has 12 exons. Gene Ontology annotation, biological process: protein phosphorylation; MAPK cascade.